Penicillium soppii is the source of this 4314-nucleotide messenger RNA. RefSeq names its product putative ABC multidrug transporter. Gene Ontology annotation, cellular component: membrane. Gene Ontology annotation, biological process: transmembrane transport. The coding region runs from base 1 to 4314 and encodes 1437 amino acids. The record is from RefSeq and is a predicted model, not a curated record. The transcript has 7 exons. Lineage: Eukaryota; Fungi; Ascomycota; Eurotiomycetes; Eurotiales; Aspergillaceae. Gene Ontology annotation, molecular function: ATP binding; ATP hydrolysis activity; ABC-type transporter activity.
AUGCCCGCCCCUCUUAACCCCCACCCGAAGCAUAGUUCCUCCUUUGCUUCGGAAUCACAAAACAAUGGUCCUCCUCGGGUACAGGUCUCGCAUGAAGACGAGGAUGCCAUUGCUGAUAUUCAUCGUACUUUGACUGAGAAAACUGCGGAGGAUCACAAGUACCCCGAACCGCAUUCUUCAUUCGACAAAUUUCUUGAGGAACAGGCCCAAGGCAAGAAACGAUCGAACCUUGGUGUUUGUUUCCAGUCGCUUUCUACUUGGGGCGAUGGCGACAGUCAUGCUGAUGUGAAAACCCUCGGCACUGCUCUAUGGCGCACUCUCACCAUGCAAGAUAUCUACGAGUGGACCAUCCAGCCUUGGAUAACGAAAAAAAAGCCCGAAGAUGGCCGUCAACUCAUUCGUGAUUUCUCCGGUGUUGUGGAGAGCGGCGAGAUUAUGCUCGUCCUCGGACGCCCUGGCGCGGGCUGUUCAACCUUCCUCCGCACAAUAGCAGCCCACCACUCCUCAUUUCUAGGCGUGACUGGCUCGAUCGACUACUCUGGUCUCAGCCAGGAAGAAGUGAAAUCUCACUAUCGUGGCGCAGUAGCAUACGUCCCAGAAGAUGACGUGCAUUUUCCAACGCUGAAUGUGCGGCAGACCCUCGAGUUUGCACUGCAGAGCAAGACACCAAAGCGCUACCGUGAGAGAAUUCCGCGCUAUCUGGAGAUCUACGGGCGUGUUUUUGGUAUGUCGCAUACUAUGAAUACGCUCGUGGGUAAUGAGUAUAUUCGCGGUGUGUCAGGCGGAGAAAGAAAACGCAUUUCGAUUAUAGAGUCCCUUGCUACCGAUUCUUCGGUUGCUUGCUGGGAUAAUUCGACUAGAGGACUCGAUGCCUCUUCUGCCCUGGAUUAUGCGCGCAGUUUGCGCAUCAUGACGGAUACUUGUCGCAAAGCUACGCUGCUUACCCUGUACCAGGCUUCGGAUGCGAUUUAUGACCUCGUUGAUAAGGUGUUGCUCAUUGAUGAAGGGCGCAUGCUAUACCAAGGUCCUGCAAAUCAGGCCAAGCAAUACUUUGAGGAUCUGGGGUAUGAAUGUGCGGAUAUGCAGACUACCUCAGACUUCUUGACCAGUAUCACUCUCCCUGAGCGUCGAAGAUUCCGCUCUGGGUGGGAAAAUCGCGCACCGAAGGGUGCUAUCGAGCUUGAAAAGGCUUUCCGACAAAGUGCUGCGUUUGCCAAGGUCGAGAGUGCUGUUGAGAAUUAUGAGGAUCAAAAAGCCGGACGUCGCACAUCGGGUGCGUACCCGACUGACUCGGAGUGCGGCAGUGUGGAGGAAUUCAAGAAAACCGUUCAGAGCGACAAGUCACGCUUUGUUUCGCCCAAGUCGCCUUAUACUAUUUCGCUCUUCAGACAAGUUGUUCUCUGUGCAAAGCGCCAGAUGUGGCAGCUGAAAGGCCAUAUGAGUCCAUUGUACAUAAAGCUCGUCUCUUGUGUCAUUUAUGGCUUGUUGAUUGGUUCCAUGUUCUACAAUCAACCCGACACAACGGAGGGUAUGUAUUCACGAGGUGGUGUGCUCUUCUACUCGUCUAUUCUGCUUGCUUGGCUGCAGAUGUCUGAGCUGGAAGAGGCAAUGCAGGGCCGCGAUAUCCUCAGUCGACAGCAAAAGUUUGCUUUUGUGAGGCCUAGUGCUGUUUGCCUGGCGAGGUUUUUAUCUGAUUUGGUGAUCACCGCGCUUUUGACAUUUUUGUACUUGGUUGUCAUGUACUUUUUGUCUGGUCUACGGACUGAUGCCGGCCCUUUCUUCAUCGACUUCCUCUUCAUUUACACCUGCACAGUAUGCCUAACAGCCCAAUUCCGUGUCUUUGCCGCCUUAUCCAACAACUUCGAAGUGGCCCUUCGCUACUGUGGAGUCUCUGUCCUAUUCUGCAUCGUCUUCGGUGGCUACGUUCUAUCUGUCGACAAGAUGAUCCAGGAUGUGCCUUGGGUUGGGUGGCUUGCUUACACUACACCGGCUUUGUACACGUACGAAGCUGUGAUGGCUGCUGAAUUUCACAACAUGAACUUCUCUUGUGCAACUGGAUCCAUCAUCCCCUCUGGCGUGGACCAGAUAUACCAGACUUGUGCGUAUGCUGGUAGUAAGAUUGGGAGCACCAUUGUGAAUGGCGACGACUACUUGGCUGUCAAGUAUGGAUUCUACUACAGCCAUGUGUGGCGUAAUUUUGGAAUUUUGUGUCUGUUCACUGUGGUCUAUAUCGGUCUGACUUGUUGGUUGAGCGAGGUUAUGGAGUGGGAGCUCGACAGUGCAGGUCCAAUCCAGUUCAAGGGUUCCUCGAAGUUGUUGAGCCGAAAGAAGAACAGUCGAUGUGAUGAGGAGAAGGCGCCUGUCUCAUUUGAUUCAACUGCACCGCCAGCUGCACACAAUAGCAGGUCUGAUCAGGUGCUGUCAGCGACUGAAUCGACUUUUUCUUGGUCAGAUUUGGAUCUGAAUGUGCAGAUUGGUAAAGAAUCUCGAAAGCUCUUGGAUGGUGUUUCUGGAUACUGCAAACCCGGGUCCUUAACUGCUCUGGUUGGUGCCUCAGGAGCUGGAAAGUCAACAUUAUUGACUGCUCUCACCCAAAGAGAAAGCCCGGGUGUUCUAUCUGGAUCUCUCUUUGUCGAUAGUCUAUCCAUCGACGAGUCCUACAAUCGCCAAAUCGGAUACUGCCAGCAGAUGGACAUCCACGACGAAAGCAGCACUAUCCGCGAAGCUUUCGAAUUUUCCGCCCUUCUCCGCCAGAGCCAAGAGGUCCCCAAGGAAGAAAAGCUGGCAUACGUUGAAAAGGUUAUCCACACUCUUGAUCUGGUAGAAUUACAAGACGCAAUCAUCGGCUCCUUGGAUAUCGAAAAGAAAAAGCGCGUCACCAUCGGAGUUGAGCUCUGCGCUCGUCCCAAGCUCCUUUUGUUCCUUGAUGAGCCGACUAGUGGGCUCGACAGUCAAGGCGCGACUAACAUCGUUGCCUUGCUUCGUCGACUGGCGAACCAGGGACUGGCGGUUCUUUGCACUAUUCAUCAAGCUAAUCAGCAGCAAUUCGAAGAGUUCGACCGUGUCCUUGCCCUCAGCCCCGGCGGAAACACCUACUACUUUGGUCCAGUCGGCCACGCUGGCAGUGCAAUCUUCAACUACUUCGCUAAACAUGGCAACAUUCCCAAAAAAGUCACCAACGCAGCAGAUUUCCUUAUCGAAGUCGUGGUGGGCGGCAUGAAAUUAUCGGACUACGAGAAAACAAAUUGGGCCUCCGUCUGGCGCAAUUCACAGGAAUACACUGACGUCAAGAACGAGAUUGCCUCCAUUCGCUCCAACAAAAGUCACCCAGCAUCUCUCCCUCCAUCCCAACCAUCCAUCACCACUCAAAUCACCCUCCUGACCGAACGCACGUGUCGCCAGUUCUGGCGCACAGCGGAGUAUCCAUACUCCCGUCUGUAUUCGUCUUUCCUGCACGCUCUUAUCAACGGUCUUACAUACCUGCAGAUUGGAAACAGUACCACAGAUCUACAAUCAAAAGCCUUCUCGUGCUUCCUUGUUCUGAUGCUCGUGCCGGAGUUUAUCAAUGCUAUCUCUAUGCGGUUUAUCCUUAAUCGCGAUAUUUGGUUGGCGAGGGAGGGACCCAGUGGGAUUUAUGGAUGGGUCGCUUUCUGCACUGCACAGAUUGUCUCGGAGAUUCCAUAUUCUGUGAUUGGAAGUGUGAUUUUCUUCGUUUUGUACUAUUUUCUCGUUGGCUUGCCGCUUGGCUUCGCAGCGGGAUAUAGUUUUUUGAUGUUUUUCCUUUUCUUCCUCUUUGCUACAUCGUGGGGUCAGUGGAUUGCUGCUAUGAGCGCCGACUCCAUGAUCGCCGCCACACUCAUGCCCUUCUUCAUUAUUAUGUGUGAGCUUUUCAACGGCAUCCUCCAGCCUCAUAGCCAGAUGCCCGCUUUUUGGAAGUACACCAUGUACUAUAUUACACCAUUCACAUACUGGAUCGGCGGUGUGCUGACUUCAGUUCUACGUGGUACGGAGGUCGUCUGUUCGCAGAGCGAGUUGACUAUCUUCGGGAGCCCGCCGAAUGUCACCUGCGGCGAUUAUGCAGGCUCUUGGCUCGGAUCCAAGGGCAUUGGAUACCUGUCCAACCCGAACGGUAUGGGAGAAUGUGGAUAUUGCGAAUAUGAGUAUGGCGAUGAUUAUCUUUCUGGAAUUGGUCUUGACUCUUCGAAGAUUUGGCCGUAUUUUGGAAUUUUCCUGGCUUUCACAGUGACCAAUUAUCUGAUGGUUUACUUGCUGGUUUAUGUGCGGUCGGUUAUGAAGCCGAUUUGGCGGAAGUAG